AACACCCACUUUAGUGGCAGCCAUUACUGUCGUAAGAGUCAGUCAGAAGUUAAACCAUGGACCCCCGUACCAGUGCCCAGGACGUGAUGCGAUGUGACCUGUGUGAGACCGCUGUGGUACAGAUGCACUGUGAUACAUGUCUUGUCAACCUGUGUACAGCUUGUGUAGGAAAACACAUGAUAUCUGAUGAAUCCAAGGACCACAAGGUCGUCAAAUUUCAGGCCAGGAAAUCCACCCCCCUCUACCCUGGAUGCAAAUCUCAUAGCAAACAGCAAUGUACAAUGCACUGUGAUCAAUGUGACAUUCCUGUUUGUACAAAGUGUCUAGCAUCUGAUCAACAUCUGUGUCAUAAAUUAUCAGAAAUCUUACAGAUUGUGGAUGAGAAAAAAGUCAAGAUUUUCAAAGAACAAACUGAAUUAAAGGAGAAAAUUUAUCCAACCUACCAGGACAUUGCCUCUGAUGUACAAAACAGAAUGAGUCAGUUAGAAAAGGAAUAUGGAGAUCUCUCAACAGCCAUAACAAAACAUGGAGAGGACUGGCACAGAGAAAUUGACAAACUUGUCAAGAAACUUAAAGCUGAAGUUGAUGAGAUGAAAAACACACAGUUACAAACUCUACAAAAACAUCUGGAUGAAAUAAACAAGGCAAUGUCUGAAAUCAAGGAUAAAAUAGAUUUAGUUGAAAUAGCUAUAAACACUAAUGAUUUGUCAAAACUAUUUAAAGUCACUUCAAAUGUAAAUAUAUACAGAAGCCUUCCACAAAAACUAGUACCAACUUUAUCCAAAUUCAUUCCAGAAAAAAUUCAAGGAGAAAAACUCAGUAAAUUGUUUGGAACAUUAUCAUCAAGUUCUUUAACUUCAGAUAAAGAUGGCUACAGCAUGAAGACAACACAGAAAUCAUCAGAAGCUGGAUCCUCUCCUCCAGUCAAACAACUUCUUGAUGAACCAGAAACUGUUACCACCAUAGACACUGGGUAUGAUAGAUACCUUUUCAAUGUGGCCUGUCUGAGUGAUGAAGAAAUCUGGACAAGUGGAAAUGAAAACACCAUGAAACUCUACAGCACCAAUCAGGGAUCACUACUCAAGUCAAUCAGAACCAAGUCAAGGAACAAUCCAACUGACAUAGCAGUGACAAAAAGUGGAGAUCUAGUUUAUACUGAUUAUGGUGAUAGAACUGUGAACAUUGUGAAGAGUGAGAAGAUAGAGGAGAUGAUCAGACUACAGAACUGGAGACCUUGCUUUGUCUGUAGUACCUCCUCUGGUGACCUCCUGGUUAUCAUGAUCAGUGAUGAUUACAAACAAACAAAAGUUGUCCGUUACUCUGGCUUCACAGAGAAACAAACCAUUCAGUUUGAUGAUAAAGGUAAACCUCUCUAUUCAUCUGGUUCCUAUAGCAGAUACAUAACAGAGAACAGGAACCUGGAUAUUUGUGUGUCUGAAUGUGAAGCUAAAGCAGUAGUGGUGGUCAAUCAGGCCGGGAAACUGAGAUUCAGGUACACUGGACAUACUCCUGCUCCAAAGAAUCAAACAUUCUAUCCACGAGGAAUUGCCACAGACAGUCAGAGUCACAUCCUUACAGCUGAUUGUUACAAUGACUGUGUCCACAUCAUAGACCAGGAUGGACAGUUCCUCUGUUACAUAGAUUGUGGACUGAGUGAACCCUGGGGACUGUGUACAGAUACAAAUGACAAUCUGUUUGUUGCUCAUUGGGAGAACAGACAAGUGAAGAAAAUAAAAUACAUGUGUUGAUAUUAGGGCUGUGUAUUGAUCAAAUAAAACCUAUAUGACACAAUACAAUACAACUUAAAAGCCACUAUGCAGUGUAUCAAUGCUUUUUAAUUAGUUGUAUCACGUGUAUUUGAAAACUUCCUAUAAAUUAAUUUUUAAAAAUAAUGAUCCGAAUCUUAUCAUCAGAGAGAAUUUGUAGUUAACAUGGUUAAGUUGUUAUAUGAUUAAAUUGAUGCAUGUAGUAACAUUACAAAUUACUCUAAAUGUGAUGAGAUCAAAUGUAAGGAAUGACAUUCAUUUUUGUACAUGUAUAUUAUGUCCUUUAUUACUAUGACCAAACAAUGGCUGAAGAAACCAUAUUAGUUCUAAGAACCACCACUACAGGUGAACACAACCCAUCCUGUAGACUAUCAUAUAGCAUGCUAGCAUAAAAUUGUGUAAUUUUGGAUGCAAAUGCAACCAUUUUAGAUACAACUUGGAACACUGAAUGUCUGGUUUAUAUCAUUUUUGUUAAACCACUUUGAGCAAUUUCUGUAUGGUAAAACAUGAUGAUGGUUAUUAUGAAGUCAAUGGGACCUACAUGUAUGAAAUCACUUCGGUAUAUCUGUAAUACAUUAUAUCCAUAUAAGAAAUUUGUUAA
Saccostrea cuccullata (small rock oyster) is the source of this 2367-nucleotide messenger RNA. RefSeq names its product E3 ubiquitin-protein ligase TRIM71-like. The record is from RefSeq and is a predicted model, not a curated record. Gene Ontology annotation, molecular function: protein binding; zinc ion binding; translation repressor activity. The coding region runs from base 57 to 1748 and encodes 563 amino acids. The transcript is spliced from 2 exons. Lineage: Eukaryota; Metazoa; Mollusca; Bivalvia; Ostreida; Ostreidae. Gene Ontology annotation, biological process: proteasome-mediated ubiquitin-dependent protein catabolic process; negative regulation of translation; protein polyubiquitination.